This is a messenger RNA of Salvelinus sp. IW2-2015, 2640 nucleotides long. RefSeq names its product glycoprotein endo-alpha-1,2-mannosidase-like protein. Gene Ontology annotation, molecular function: alpha-mannosidase activity. Gene Ontology annotation, cellular component: Golgi apparatus. The record is from RefSeq and is a predicted model, not a curated record. Lineage: Eukaryota; Metazoa; Chordata; Actinopteri; Salmoniformes; Salmonidae.
CCUGCUGAGUUUCGUGAGAAAACGAUCAAUUUAAAAACCGUCUGCCUAAAACCGAACGUCGACCAAGUCUACCGUUCUGGAGAUGUGAUGGAUUAUAACGGGUUGUUCCCGGAGAAGCAGGUUUAAAUGCAUAAUCAAGGGAGACAAGAGACGGGAUAAACAAGGGGUAACGUUAGCAGGCGGAGCGAGAGCAAUUGCCGAAGACAAAGGUAACUGUGCUACGAACUAUGUGAUGAAUUAACAGUCGAGAAGAACAGUUGGGAGUGUGCAGGAAGCAGAGUUUGAAAAAAGCUCCAGAGAUUGUCUUUUGAAAUAUGAACAGAGCGACAUGCUUUUUUUGUCUCCAUCUCUUUCAUUGGAAUCCACAGAUGAGCUCUCGGUGUUCGGGAAACAUAACAACCCUAACAUGACGAUGCCCUGUAAUGGUAACGACAGUCAGUCAUUAUGAGAAGCUAAACUGUAACCGUUAGAGGCAUAUAUGCUCUUCAUGGAUAUACAGGGAGAAAGGAGAGAUUCGUUUAAAAACACAUUAUCAGAAAAAAUGAUGGUUUGAGAGGCUAUAGUUUAGAUGUUUGAAGGGACAUGUAUUCGAUAAUUUUUGUUCAAGUCGAAAAUCGAACUCUAGCCACGAACGCUGGCACUCUGAAAUCUAUAACGAAACGCACAAGCCACUGCAGAGAUUGAGUGGCUUUUCCCACAUUCUUUCCCACAUUUUUUUCUUGCUAAGUGUGUAUACUUGAAGACUAUAGGCUACAUGUUGAUGAAAGAGACUGACAUAGAUCUACUUAUGAUAUAGAUUCAACGAAAGCACAUAGCGGUCUAUAGGCUACUUUCAGCACCUCGGACAGCGACCAAAAUGACACGGCUGCGCAAGAAAGCUCUCAUUGCACUUUUCUUAUUCACUCUCUUCAUCUUCGGGACCAUGAUGGGCCUCAGAACACUGAAACCCAGCGAUGGCUUCUCAGACCUUGCCCCGGGGAUGGGAGAGUUUGUGAGGGAAAGAGGAGGCGACCAUCGACGGCCAGUCUCAAACGACAUGGUAGUUUCCCCUGGUCAGUCCCAUCUAGCCAGCGACACCAAAGUCGUCUUCACAAAAUCCGACCGUGACUACAGUAUAUUCUACGACGUACAAAUAUUCUAUUACUUGUGGUAUGGCACCCCACAGAUGGACGGUAAAUAUAUUCACUGGGACCAUGUUCUAGUGCCGCACUGGGACCCUAAGAUCGCCCCCAGCCACUCCAAAGGAAGACAUACUCCUCCAGAGGACAUAGCGUCGAGUUUCUUCCCGGAGCUAGGACCAUACAGUUCUAGAGACCCCUCCGUGCUGGAGUCACAUAUGUCGCAAAUUGAAGCGGCUGCAGCAGGUGUACUGGUUCUGUCCUGGUAUCCGCCUGGCAUUGCAGACAACCAUGGCGAGCCAUGUGAAGACCUGGUGCCUGCUGUCAUGGACGCUGCCCACAGACACAGCAUCAAGGUGGCGUUCCACAUCCAGCCGUACAAGGGUCGGACCGACCUCAGCAUGCAUGAUAACAUCAAAUACAUAAUUGACAAGUACGGGAACCACGGCGCCUUCUACCGCUUCAGGUUGACCACGGGGCGGAUCCUUCCUCUGUUCUAUGUCUACGACUCCUACCUGACCCCGCCUGAAGCCUGGGCCGACCUGCUCCACCCCGCCGGCACCCACACCCUCCGCGGCACGCCCUACGACGGUGUCUUCCUCGCCCUGGUCGUAGAGGAACGCCACAAACACGAAAUCCUGGCCGGUGGCUUCGACGGCAUGUAUACGUACUUUGCCUCCAACGGCUUCUCCUUUGGCUCCUCUCACCAGAACUGGAAGGCGGUCAAGGCCUUCUGUGACGGUAACAACCUGCUGUUUGUACCCAGUGCCGGGCCGGGAUACGUCGACACCGCAGUGAGGCCAUGGAACAACCACAACACGAGGAACAGGGUCAACGGACGCUAUUACGAGACUAGCCUGCAGGCGGCGUUGUCCGUGCGGCCGGAGAUCGUGACCAUCACGUCAUUCAACGAGUGGCACGAGGGGACACAGAUUGAGAAGGCGGUGCCUAGGAAGACGGUGUCGCGGCUGUAUCUCGACUACCAGCCCCGCCGGUCAGAUCUGUACCUGGAACUCACCAGGAAGUGGGCCGAACACUUCAACAAGGAGAAAGACAAGUGGCUCAUGUAGUGUACAGGACUCCUGACUGGACUGGGUUCGAUGGGAAUAAUGCAUUUUGGGUGUGACUGGAGCAAGUAAAAAUUAGGAGCUUUUCACACUACUGAGCCAGACCGAACCAAACCAAGCUGCAUUGAGCUGGCCUGGUUAGUGGUUACACGUCCUUUAUAGUUGCUGGAACCAUGUUGAAAAUAAAAAUGUGGAAAGAAAAUAGCACAGCCAUCACAGUUUGAUUUGGGUCAGCAUGAUAGUUUGAAAAGGGUAGGAGUGGCCUCACUGCUGGGUAUUCUGGGUCGAUAUGAAUAUACACUCCUCUAUGGAUUUAUUUAGACAGUUGAAGCUAAAACUUGCAAAUUUGGCCCUAUUCUCCAGCAUUUUGAAUUUGAGAUAAAAUAUUUAAUAUUAGGCGAUAGUACAGAAUGUCACCUUUUAUUUGAGGGUAUUUUCAUACAUAUGUUUUACUG